AUGGCAAUAGCAGCACCAGGGCAGCUGAAUUUGAACGAGUCACCAUCAUGGGGAUCUAGGAGUGUUGAUUGUUUUGAAAAAUUAGAACAAAUUGGUGAAGGCACUUAUGGGAAAGAUCAAAAGUUGCUUACAAUUGGGUUUGUUUUCAUUGUAUGUAGGCAAGUCUAUAUGGCGAGAGAAAUAAUGACCGGUGAAAUUGUUGCUUUGAAGAAAAUAAGAAUGGACAAUGAGAGAGAAGGGUUUCCUAUAACAGCAAUAAGGGAAAUCAAGAUUUUAAAGAAAUUACAUCAUGAGAAUGUGAUUAACUUGAAAGAGAUUGUGACUUCUCCAGAUGGUAACAAGUAUAAAGGUGGGAUCUACAUGGUUUUUGAAUACAUGGAUCAUGAUUUGACUGGUCUCGCUGAUCGUCCUGGGAUGAGACCCCCGGAGUUGCUACUUGGGACAACAAAGUAUGGUCCAGCUGUUGAUAUGUGGUCCGUUGGUUGUAUUUUUGCUGAACUUUUGCACGGGAAACCAAUUUUCCCUGGAAAAGAUGAGCCAGAACAACUAAAUAAGAUUUUUGAGCUAUGUGGAGCCCCUGAUGAGGUUAAUUGGCCUGGAGUUUCCAAGAUUCCUUGGUACAACAAUUUUAAGCCAACAAGGCCAAUGAAGAGACGUCUAAGGGAGUUUUUCAGACAUUUUGACCGUAAUGCUUUGGAGUUAUUGGAGAAAAUGCUGACUCUUGAUCCCUCUCAGACCCCUGAGUAUCAUCAAGUUGACCCCAAGCCUUCUAUCUCUGCCAAGUGCCAAGAGAUUACCAUGAUGUCAUGCGCUGACCUAAGAAUAUCUGCCAAGGAUGCGCUGGAUGCUGAGUAUUUCUGGACUGAUCCAUUACCUUGCGACCCCAAAAGUUUACCGAAAUAUGAUGCAUCACAUGAGUUUCAGACUAAGAAAAAACGUCAGCAACAAAGGCAACAUGAAGAAAAUGCUAAGCGUCAGAAAAUGCAGCACCCACAGCAGCAUAGUCGGCUUCCACCCAUUCAACAAUCUGGGCAGGGACAUCCGCAAAUGCGUUCAGGCCCUAAUCAGCCCAUGCAUGGUUCUCAGCCCCCAGUUGCCGCAGGGCCUAGCCAUCAUUAUGGGAAGCCUCGAGGACCUGUUGGCGGACCAGGCAGGUAUCCCCCCAGUGGAACGAGUGGGGGAUACAACCACCCUAAUCGUGGUGGUCAAGGUGGCGGAACUUAUGGGAGUGGGCCAUAUCCUCCACAGGGGCGGGCUCCACCAUAUGGCUCAAGUGGUAUGUCUGGUGCACCUACACGUGGGGGUGGAGGGAGUAGCGGAUAUGGAGUUGGUGGUCCAAAUUAUCCUCAAGGUGGUCCACCAUAUGGUGGUUCAGGUGCUGGUCGUGGCUCAAACAUGAUGGGUGGAAAUCGCAACCAACAGUAUGGUUGGCAGCAGUAA
This is a messenger RNA of Dovyalis caffra, 1440 nucleotides long. The record is from the annotation of a GenBank genome assembly. NCBI's taxonomy places the organism in Eukaryota, Viridiplantae, Streptophyta, Magnoliopsida, Malpighiales, Salicaceae.